This is a messenger RNA of Malus domestica (apple), 1985 nucleotides long. Its product is annotated as GDP-mannose transporter GONST2-like. Gene Ontology annotation, molecular function: GDP-fucose transmembrane transporter activity; antiporter activity. The record is from RefSeq and is a predicted model, not a curated record. Gene Ontology annotation, cellular component: Golgi apparatus. NCBI's taxonomy places the organism in Eukaryota, Viridiplantae, Streptophyta, Magnoliopsida, Rosales, Rosaceae.
UUCCAGAUUCCAGCGUCCCUGAUUCGAUUCACAGAAGAGAAGAAACCCAGUUCACUUUUCCUUGAGCUUCUUCCUCUUGUUCUAGAGAGAGAGAGAGAGAAAAAGAGGAGAGAGAGAGAUGGAGGAUGAUGAUUCGCGCCAGGGUUUGACUUUGGGAGCAUGGGGAAGUGUUCCUCAUUCCCAAAUAUUUUUAAAUUUCUCUGGCAGUCGCCUGGAAUCUCGCCUUCCCACUCUGUUUCUUCCUUUCUUAAUACUCUCUCUCUCUCUCUCUCUCUCUCUCUCACAGAGUUACUGCCACACUUAGCUCAGAUCCACACCUAAUCGCCUUUGCGUGUUCUUAAAAAAGAUGGGUAUUCAUGAAUUCACGCUUUCUUCAUGAUUUUCAUUGCCCAAUUGUUUGAUAUAUCUCCCUUUUUCUGCCUUCGCUAAGCUAUUCCCAUUCCCAUUCAUUGUCUUCUGUUAUAAAUUUCCAGAGUUUGAAAGACUGAAUCAAAAAAGAGCAAUAAAUUUCCAGAGUUUAAAAGACAAUCAAAAAAGCGCAAAAGCGUUUAUUGGUGGGUGAUAUGUCAUCUGAUUUCGAGUUGGAUCAAGUAAAAGGCCAUGAUAGUGAGGACCCAGAAGUUGGCUCUAUCAAUGGAGGACUACAUUCGAUCCUUCCGGAACGAAGAGCUGUGACAUUGACUGACAGGUUGUUUAGAGGGAGUCGAGGAGGGCAUGGUGCCUCUGUUCCAAACGGUGGGGAUGAAGAGCGUGAACAUGGGUCAGCAAGGAAAUCUGGACCUCUGUUGUCUGGGACAGCUUAUUGCAUUUCUUCUUGCAGUAUGAUAUUGCUGAACAAAGUUGUUCUGUCCGGUUACAACUUCAAUGCAGGCGUGUCAUUGAUGUUUUAUCAAAAUUUGAUAAGUACCGUAAUUGUUGUCCUCUUGGGCUUCUCUGGAGUCGUUACAGUGGAAAAGUUGAAUUGGAAACUGGUUAGGGUCUGGAUCCCUGUCAAUGUAAUCUUCAUCGGCAUGCUUGUAUCGGGCAUGUAUAGUUUGAAGUACGUAAACAUAGCAAUGGUAACCAUUCUGAAGAAUGUGACAAAUAUUUUAACAGCACUUGGAGAAUUGUAUUUGUUCCGGAAACAUCAGAACCAGAAAGUGUGGACUGCCAUGUUUUUUAUGAUUAUCUCUGCUAUCAGCAGUGGCAUUACAGAUAUCUCCUUCGAUACGGUAGGUUACGCAUGGCAGCUUUCAAACUGCGUACUAACCGCAAGCUACUCACUCACUCUACGGCGAGUCAUGGAUGAAGCAAAGAAGUACACAAGAUCUGGAUCGCUCAACGAAGUUUCAAUGGUCUUGCUGAAUAAUUUGUUAUCUCUACCUUUCGCUGCAUUUUUUAUUAUUCUGUUUGAUGAAUGGGAAUACGUACUGAACGUAGAUGUGAUCAAAUUGCCAAUGUUUUGGGUUGUUGCUACAGCUAGCGGAUUGCUUGGACUUGCCAUCAGCUUCACCUCCAUGUGGUUUUUACAUCAAACUGGCCCGACCACCUACAGUCUCGUCGGUUCCUUAAACAAAAUUCCUAUCUCUCUCGCUGGUUUAGUCCUUUUCAAAGUGCCUCUUAGUCCACCAAACCUCUUCAGCAUACUAUUUGGUUUAUUCGCCGGAGUAUUCUUCGCCAGGGCCAAAAUGUCCUGAUCCGGACCUACACUUACUAUUGAACUCAAGGAACUGAUUCGCGCUCGGAUUUAAGAAACUGGCUGCACGUAACGGUUUCCAGGCCUAAGAAGUGGAUACUUGUUUUUAGUUUUUGUUUUGUUGUUCUGGUGCGAAAUCUUUUCCUUUCUUGGUGAAGAAGGCAAAGAUUCUAUUUCCUCCAAACAUAGCAUCAAUGAGUUACUGGAGUUGAAAACUGCACCUCAAUUUAGAUUUACUAAUUGGCUGUGUUUGGCCAAGCUAGAUGUAGCCAUCAUAUUUUUUAUUUAUUUUUUUGGUUAAUAAUGGUUC